AUGGACGGCUUCUUCCGCACUACCCCGUUUGGCCAGCUCCUACGGCUUUGUUCUAAGAACUCCCUACUUCGAUACCCCGACGAGGUCGAUUCCACUCUGUGGAAAGCAUUCGCUGAACAAGCCAAAGUAUCUGUAACGUCCCCGAAUGAGAAGAUAGGUAGCGAAGAUGGAGCAGUACCGCUUCAAUCGUCUAUUCCAGAUGGGCAAAGCCAAACGUUGAAUAACGAAGGCGAUAUCUUCCUAGUCGGCCGGUAUGGUCCUCACGACCCGGAAAACCCGCAUAACUGGCCUUACAAAUGUAAGCUCCUGACGCUGUCGCAGAUGUUCGUCCUCAACUUCUGCAUCUACAUUGGGAGUUCCAUAUACGUCCCUGGCGAGGCCAGCAUCAUGUAUGAGUUCGGUGUGAGCGAGACGGUCGCUACGCUAGGAUUGUCGAUGUACACGGUUGGUUACGGACUGGGCCCCAUGCUGUGGUCCCCUCUCUCCGAGGUCCCUGUCAUCGGACGAAGCAGCAUCUUCUUCUGGACCCUCGCCAUCUUCGUGAUCCUCCAACUCGGCGUCGGCUUCGCGCCCAACAUGGCCACGUUCCUCAUCUUCCGGACAUUGACGGGCUUCUUCGGUAGUCCGUGUCUUGCCACGGGUCCCAUAAUUGGCGGAUACAUUGCCCCUGUCAAAGGCUGGACAUGGACGAUCUGGAUCUUCACCUGGCUCUGCACGCUCGUUCUGCUAACCAUGUUCUUCCUCCUCCCCGAAACCAGCACGUCACACAUCCUGCACGCCCGCGCCGCCCGCAUCCGCCGCUUCACCUCCUGCCGACGCUUCAAAAGCCAGUCCGAGAUAGACACCGCGUCCAACACGCCGCGCGACCACCUGCAUGUGCUCAGUCGCGCAUUCACCCUCACCUUCACGGAGCCCAUUGUCAUCCUCAUGGACCUCUACACCGGUCUCGCGUUCCUAGGCAUAUUCGUAGGGUCCGUCAUCGCUGCGCCCCUGCUCAUAAUUUGGCUCCGGGGAAGCAUAGUCCCCAGGAUAAAUAGCCCAAAAUUUACACCAGAGAUGUUACUACCGCCUGCUUUCUUCGGCUGCCUCGCCUUCCCCGCCUGCCUCUUCUGGUACGGCUUCUCGUCUCGCGCAGACGUGCACUGGAUCGUCCCCGUCUCGGGAACCGCCCUCUUCGGCGUCGGCAUCGUGACACUAUUCAACAGCGUCUUCAAUUACCUUGCGUUUUCCUAUCCAACCGAAUCCGCGUCCGUGUUCGCGGGCAACGCGCUGUUCCGCGCGGCGUUUGGGGCUAGCUUUCCACUGUUUGCGACGGCUUUUUUUGGGCGUCUGGGAAUUGGCAAGAGCAAUGCGGUGUUGGGUUGUAUUGCGGCGGUGUUCGUGCCGGUGACGGGGGGGCUGUAUAUGUGCGGAGGGAGGGUGAGAGGGUGGAGUCGGAGUGCGAGACGGGAUUGGUAA
This is a messenger RNA of Paraphaeosphaeria sporulosa, 1458 nucleotides long. RefSeq names its product MFS general substrate transporter. The coding region runs from base 1 to 1458 and encodes 485 amino acids. Gene Ontology annotation, molecular function: fluconazole transmembrane transporter activity. The transcript is spliced from 5 exons. The record is from RefSeq and is a predicted model, not a curated record. NCBI's taxonomy places the organism in Eukaryota, Fungi, Ascomycota, Dothideomycetes, Pleosporales, Didymosphaeriaceae. Gene Ontology annotation, biological process: xenobiotic detoxification by transmembrane export across the plasma membrane.